AUGGACAGGAACUCUACAAUGUUAAGAAUGAAACGUAUAGUCAGGACAAUGAAUUGUUACCAACAAAUACAAUUCUCCAACAACCACAAUAUCCUCCUCGAUAUCGUACGCCAUUUAAAUGUAGAAGAUCAGGUGUCUAUGCCGACCGGGGAAGUUGUAACGACCCCACUUCCAACCGAGGGCGACUCCGGAAGCAAGGAAGACAGCAAGAGCAAAGAGAGUCAAGAAUCUGGAAGCAAAGAAGGUAGCGACAGCGGAGAGAGCAGCGGGGAAAUUGUAACGACCCCACUUCCAACUGAGGGCGACUCUGGAAGCAAGGAAGACAGCAAGAGCAAGGAGAGUCAAGAAUCUGGAAGCAAAGAAGGUAGCGACAGCGGAGAGGGCAGCGGGGAGGUUGUAACGACUCCAGUUCUUCCAACGGAAGAUUUCCCAGUUUCUACGGAGUUACCUACAUCAUCUACUAUUCCUACCGAAAUCGAUUGUCCUAUUGGAAAUUUGACUGCCGAUCAAAUAGUUUUAGUUUGUCCUACAGGUUUCCGACGUCAUCCAAAAUACUGCAAUGUUUUCUAUCAAUGUACAACAGUAAACAAGGUGGGCGUGAAAGUUGUCGUAUUUACCUGCCCAGAUGGCACAAUUUUUGAUGAGACAAAAAAACAAUGUGUGAAUGAAAAUAGCGUUUACCAAACGCGUCUUCCUGGAUAUUCCGAUUGUAUAAACUUCAUUUCUUAUGCUCAAGCUAUAUCAAAAUCAAUUCUGAAAGCUCCCACAAGAAAAUUAUGUCCAAGAACAGGUCGUUUUCCUUAUAAUAAGGGUUGUUCCAAUGCGUACUAUGAAUGCCACCGCGAUGCACAUGGUGCACUUCAAGGAUAUCUCUUUAAAUGUCCAAAUGGAGGGACAUUUUCAAGUGUUUCAAGACGUUGCGAACGUACUGAAUGUAAUUCAAUAUGCAACGUAUCUUGCAAACAGAGAAACAACACCAGCAUAGAUAUGAACAUACAGCACGCGCCAUCUAAAGGCGUGUAUGUUACUCAUCAAGAAAUGUUUUACGUUGGUCUUACAUCACCCCCGUCUUAUUCCCAAGAAGAUAAAGAUCAUCUCAAAGAGUGAUUUGAUUUCUGUAUGUACUUUUAUCAAUACAGUUAUACAAUAAAAUAA
This is a messenger RNA of Temnothorax curvispinosus, 1155 nucleotides long. RefSeq lists its product as uncharacterized. The record is from RefSeq and is a predicted model, not a curated record. The transcript has 4 exons. NCBI's taxonomy places the organism in Eukaryota, Metazoa, Arthropoda, Insecta, Hymenoptera, Formicidae. Gene Ontology annotation, cellular component: extracellular region. The coding region runs from base 1 to 1107 and encodes 368 amino acids. Gene Ontology annotation, molecular function: chitin binding.